GCGAAGUAGAAACCGAUACAAACCAGCUGCAUCGUCAGCAAGCGAUGGUUUAGGGUUUUGCCUAAACCCUUUCUAUGUUCCCAGAAUUUCCUCACUAUUCACCAUGAAACGAACGUUUUCUUCCUCUUUUCUACUUCUAUCGACUCUCCUCAAAUCCACCUCCAGACGUAAAUUUCUUCCAAGAUCCUUCUUCUCUGAUCAUUCUUCGCUGGAUCCAUCUCUUCUUUCCUAUCCAAUUUCUUCUCCAAACCUUAAACCCGGUACUGAUCAUCCGUUUACACUAAUAAAGUUUCAUUCUCGCUGUUUCCAAACCUUUCCCGACCCUAGCCCUCUCCUACCGUCUCGGCAGCGCAACAUCCAGGAGGAGUCCGACCUCGAGGAGUCCUUCGAGUCUGCAACGACUACGGAGGAGAUUCUGAAGUCCUUCCAAGCGUUCGCAGCCACGCUGGACGAGAAGGAUAAGAGGCUUGGUCUUGCUUGCUUGAAGGUUGGCCAGCAUUUGGACUCCAUUGGCACCGACGAUCAUGAGAACAUUUUAAGCUUUGGAUUGAGAGCCUUGAAGAUUCUUGAUGAUGGUGGCGAUGCGUCUGUUUCAGUUGCCAUGGCACUCCAUUUGGUUGGUUCCGCCAGUUACGAUCUGAAGCGGUUCAAUGAUAGCUUAGGGUUCUUGAAUCGGGCCAAUCGGAUUCUGGGCGUCUUAGAGAAAGAGAAUUCCGAAGAAUUUGAUGUCCGGCCGGUGAUACAUGCUGUCCAGCUGCAGCUUGCAAACACUAAAACCGCGAUGGGUAGGAGAGAGGAGGCUUUGCUUAAUCUAAAACGGUGCUUAGAGCUUAAGGAGUCCAUUUUGGAGCCGAAGAGCAGAGAAAUGGGAAUUGCCUAUAGGGAUUUAGCAGAAGCUUAUGCUGCAGUUCUGAACUUCAAAGAAGCAUUGCCACUUUGCGAGAAAGCGCUUGAGAUUCAUCUAUCUCGGCUUGGUCAAAAUUCUGUGGAGGUGGCUCAUGAUCGGCGGUUACUUGGAGUGAUAUAUACUGGAUUAGAAGACCAUGUGAAGGCAAUGGAGCAGAACCAGCUGUCAAAGAAGGUCUUAAAGAGCUGGGGGAUGAGUUCUGAUUUGAUCCUUGCUGAGAUUGAUGCUGCUAAUAUACAGAUUGCUUUGGGAAAGUAUGAUGAGGCUGUCAAGACUCUCAAAGGAGUUGCUCAGCAGACAGAAAAAGACAGUGAAAUUCGGGCAUUGGUGUUUAUCUCAAUGGCAAAGGCACUCUGCAAUCAAGAAAAGUUUGCAGAGGGAAAGAGAUGUUUGGAGAUCUCCUGUGAUAUUCUUGAGAAGAAAGAAAUGCACUUGCCUUCAAAGGUUGCAGAAGCAUACAUGGAGAUAUCAUCUCUCUAUGAGACAAUGAAUGAAUUCGCAACUGCGAUACCCUUGCUGAAGAGGAGCCUUGGAAUGAUUGAAAAACUUCCUCAGGAGCAGCAUAUGGAGGGGAAUGUCUUGGGAAAGAUUGGAUGGUUGUUUCUUUUGACUGGGAAGGUUGAGGAGGGCAUUCCAUAUUUGGAAAGUGCAGCUGAGAGGCUGAAGGAAAGCUUUGGUGCUAAGCAUUUUGCAGUUGGAUAUAUCUACAAUAAUUUGGGGGCAGCGUACAUGGAAUUGGAGCGGCCACAGGCAGCUGCACAGAUGUUUGCUAUUUCAAAAGAUAUUAUGGAUGUUUCAUUGGGACCACAUCAUGCAGAUUCUAUACAGACAUGCCAGAGUCUUGCUAAUGCCUAUAGUGCCAUGCAGAGCUACACCCUUGCCUUGGAAUUCCAACAAAAAGUUGUCGAUGCAUGGGCAAGCCAUGGUGCGGUUGCUAGAGAUGAACUUAAAGAGGCGAACCGAAUACUCGAGGACUUAAAGAAGAAAUCUUUUGGCUGGAUACCCGAUUUAAUUGUUGAGCAUGCGAAAUCAUUGGCAGAAGGGAAUGACACCGCACCUACAAAGUUUGUGUAGCAAUGAUAUGGUGGACGAGUAUACAUGACUUCGAGAGAGCCAGACAGGAGUAGCUGAGGGCUCUUUUGGUGGAUCAGUAGAAUAUUCUUGCUACCGCACUUGGUCGCAAGCGGUGGGAGGAAUGCAGCACAAUAGGGUUUAUGAUUUAGGCUCGCAAGCCUACGUAUAUGAGGGGCAGACAUCUGGUGGUUCCAGCUUCUCAGUAAUUACCCAUGAGUCGUUAUAUAACACACAAGUAGCUGGUAGCUGUCCUUCAAGCCGAGCUAUAGCAAUUCAGGAAAUCACAAGCUCACUAGCAAGUGCAAGUGCAAAUGCAACAAACUCAGUUGUUGGAUGAACUAUAGAAAAUGAGAGAGCAGUUCAAUGAAAAGCAUGUAGCUUCAGUAGAGAAGACUGAUUCUGAGUAAAUGUUGUGUUCUUAUUUUUGGACAUCUGUUGUUAUUUAUUUUGGAUAUUUGUGUAGUUAUAAAUGAACGAACUUUAAUUUUCAUUUUGAACUGCUUGGUGAAUGGUAAAUUAAUUUGGAAUGUUUAUGUUUAUAUGUUUAAGUUCAAUGUUUGGUGCUGAUUUUGGAUGUUUAUGUAGAUUUUUAAGUUUGAAUGAAUAUAGUUUUCGAGUGUUUCUAUGCAGGUUGUGUUGUAGAAAUCAUUUUUCUAACAUAGAAGGCUGUUUUUUUUUUUGCUAUAGGUUUCCGACGGAUAACCCGCUGGAAACAGGCACAACGAAAUGGUAUCGAUUUUAUGGCAAAAACCUCACACUGUAUUCCGCCAUCCGCCGACUGUUCGGCGAAAUCAUCUGGCAUUUUAUUUGUCGGAAUUUACGGCUAAAAAAAUAUGCCAGUAAUUCCGGCAAAUAAAACACCUGAAUUUAAUAUAGGAAAACGACGUAUUGGUUUCGUUUUUUUCGUUGAUACAUCAGUUGGGAAUAUUUCUAACAGAUUUUUUUCUACGAAAUAAACUUUACGACCUGCGAAUUACUGUCGAACAACUUUUCGCUGGAAAUCCAUUAGAAACGGGAUUUUACCGGUGGAUUUACAUGGAUAUCAGUGGAUUUUAUCUGCUGAUAACGAGCAAUUUUCCUGUCGUGUAAAAAGCAAUUUGCAGUGUAAAGAUUUUAGCUUUUAAUUAUUUAUAUAAUAAAUUAGAUACUGAGGAGGACGAAAAUUAUAUGUAUAAGUUAGCUAAACAAAGAGAUAUGAGUAGUAAGGAUUUAGUUCAACUGAAGUAUAUU
Molecule: messenger RNA, 3211 nt
Organism: Dendrobium catenatum
Lineage: Eukaryota; Viridiplantae; Streptophyta; Magnoliopsida; Asparagales; Orchidaceae
Product: protein KINESIN LIGHT CHAIN-RELATED 2-like
Exons: 3
Coding region: 104-1981 (625 amino acids)
Molecular function (GO): protein binding
Source: RefSeq, a predicted model, not a curated record